This is a messenger RNA of Orussus abietinus, 846 nucleotides long. RefSeq lists its product as uncharacterized. Gene Ontology annotation, molecular function: gap junction channel activity. The transcript is spliced from 6 exons. The coding region runs from base 1 to 846 and encodes 281 amino acids. The record is from RefSeq and is a predicted model, not a curated record. NCBI's taxonomy places the organism in Eukaryota, Metazoa, Arthropoda, Insecta, Hymenoptera, Orussidae. Gene Ontology annotation, cellular component: gap junction; plasma membrane.
AUGCAUUAUUCAUUAACCAACAGGUACGUAGACCGCUUAAAUUCCAACAUAAAAAUCGACAUCGCCCAUGUCCAGAAGUCAAAGUUUCAGGAAGAUCUCAGCAUACUGGAUUGCACCUUGGUCUUCGUCGUUUUUUUCAACGUUUUGGCACUACGUACUGCUCGAGUUGUGGUGAUCGAAGUGAAAAGGGAUUCUUCGAGGUCCUGGUGGUCUCGGAAUAUGAGCUUUCGGGGGAAGGACGACGACGAAGCCCUCGACUUGGUGCAACAUGAAGAAGUGGCGGCGAUUCCUUUGAAGAGGCCUCUGGAGGGUGAGAAGAAAGUUGAGAAGUUCCUCAAGUCGAAGUUCGAGGCUCGCAGGGAAGUCUGGAUCAUGGAGGCCUUCAGAGGACUCUACUUCCUAUUACGCACGAGCAAAAUAAAAAGCGACAGCUUUGUUUCGAGACUACACGUGCUUACAGCUUUUCUGUUAUUGGGUUUUUCCGUGACCGUUUCGACACGACAAACAGUGGGCAACCCGAUAGAUUGCGUCCAUACCAGAGAAAUUCCUCUGGAAGUAUUCAACGCGUAUUGCUGGAUCCACAGUACGUAUUUCGUGACCGCUGCGAUGCUGGGAAUUGCUGGAGUGAACGUUGCCUUCCCAGGGGUUGCUCCUUCUCUGGUGCAUCACUAUCAGCGACACAAUGUAUACCUGCAGAAAUUUCGUGUCGGUGAAGACUCCACGAAGCAGGUGAAGUACUACCAGUGGGUCGCUUUUGCGCUUCUCUUGCAGAGUAAAGAGACUCAGUCGAGACCUAUGAGCUUGUUCGAGACGCAACCACGUCUAUACUAUAAUUUUGAGAAAUAA